This is a messenger RNA of Populus euphratica (Euphrates poplar), 1355 nucleotides long. RefSeq names its product GATA transcription factor 1. The record is from RefSeq and is a predicted model, not a curated record. The transcript is spliced from 2 exons. Gene Ontology annotation, cellular component: nucleus. Gene Ontology annotation, molecular function: zinc ion binding; sequence-specific DNA binding. Gene Ontology annotation, biological process: regulation of DNA-templated transcription; cell differentiation. Bases 181 to 957 code for a protein of 258 amino acids. NCBI's taxonomy places the organism in Eukaryota, Viridiplantae, Streptophyta, Magnoliopsida, Malpighiales, Salicaceae.
CUAAAAAAAGAAAGAAAAAAAAAAAGAGGAAAAACCCUCGAGUCCAUCGUGAGGUAAUAUAGCCGAAAGAAAAAGGUGAAAUGUUCUCUCUCACCUUCAAAACAACAAAACCUCUCUCUCUCUAGAAAAUAAACCAACAAAUAAACAACCCUUGUGGGUUUCUUCUCCUUCUUCAAAGAAAUGGAGUCUCUAGACACGGCUGCUGGUUUCAUGGUUGAUGACCUUUUAGACUUCGGUUUUGAUAUAGGAGAGGAAGAUGAUGACGAAGAACACCAGAGCAACAACAAAAAACCCAGAAAGGGACUUCCUUCCCUUAACCCCAAUGCCCUUGCCUCAACUUCUUUCAACGUUUUGGAACAUGCUUUGUUACCUGAAUUUGCAGAGGAAGAACUGGAAUGGUUAUCAAAUAAAGAUGCUUUCCCAGCAGUGGAAACCUGCUUCGGCAUUGUCUCCGAGGAGCCAGACAGCAUUCCCAAGCACCACAGCCCAGUCUCCGUUCUUGAAAACAGUACCACUAGCAGCACUAGCAUCAGUGGGAAUAGCAGUAAUAGUAGCAUUAUUAUGAGUUACUGUAGCCUUCGCGUGCCUGUCAAGGCUCGCAGCAAGCGUCGCCACAGGCGCCCUCGAGAAAUCCGAGAGCAAGAGCGCUGGUGGAGUCGGGAAAAUUCUACAAGGAGAAAACCAGCUGUGUCUGUAGCAAAAAUGGGGAGAAAAUGUCAGCAUUGUGGUGUUGAAAAGACCCCUCAAUGGCGGGCAGGUCCAGAUGGGCCUAAAACGUUGUGUAAUGCUUGCGGGGUGCGAUACAAGUCUGGUAGGUUGGUGCCUGAGUAUCGGCCUGCGAAUAGCCCGACAUUCUCCAGCAAAUUGCACUCGAAUUCACAUCGGAAGGUUUUGGAGAUGAGGAGGCAGAAGCAGAUGACGGGGUCACUUGUUGUGAAGCCAAUGGAUAAAGGGUAGGGUGGUGGUUAUUAGUACCUUUUUUUUUUUUCCCUUUUCUUCUUCUUUUUUGGAGUCAUUUUACUACUAGCAUAGUUAGGGAGUAGGGGAUUUGAUGUAAUGGGAUAGGUGAUUAGUGAUGAUGCUUUGUUUUGAAGGAAAUUUACUAGGGGAAUUUUGACUUUUAGUGUGCUUGGUUGUGUUUUAGAAAUAGAAGGCAAGGUAGUGCUAUAUUUGGUUUCUCUCGUAUCUUAAUUCUUUGUUCCAUUGCUUGGAUAGGAGAUGAUGAGACUUGGGGUUAAUUCGGUGUGCUGGGUGGGUUUUGGUUAUAAUUUUUGGUUGAGGUUGUGCUUGAUCACUUUGAACUAACUAAUUUCUGAUGGACGAGGGCAAUUUUAUGAGCUGUUACACAAUCCAAA